Nezara viridula (southern green stink bug) is the source of this 444-nucleotide messenger RNA. The record is from the annotation of a GenBank genome assembly. NCBI's taxonomy places the organism in Eukaryota, Metazoa, Arthropoda, Insecta, Hemiptera, Pentatomidae.
AUGAGGACAGACGGACUGAGUACAAUACUUCGGUUCAGUCAAAAGAAAUCAAAAUGGCUACAGACGAAGGGACGGAACAAAGACUCGAGGAAUAUCGACGGUCCAGGAAUUGCCCUUCAACGUAAUCACGUGAUUAGUAGCGAUUUAUCAACACCAGAAGCACUUUCACUAGCCGACAUUAAUAAGAACAAUGCCAUCUGCGGGCGUAUGCAUAGGCGCGAGCACCUCGAUCACACAUUCCCUGAGUUAUCACGUGUAUUAGAGACUGCAAAGCAGUUUAGUAAUUGUAACCGUUCGCUAAUGAGCUUGCUAUACGACAGCGAGCGAACAGCGAACCUUUCUCCGGCCAAGGACUGGCAAAUACCACGAUCUGACUGCGCUGGUACAGUAUGGAAGUGGGUAAUGGUACCGCUUGCGAAUACGUGUACACCACAGCAAGUGUAA